Trametes versicolor FP-101664 SS1 is the source of this 846-nucleotide messenger RNA. RefSeq lists its product as uncharacterized. The record is from RefSeq and is a predicted model, not a curated record. Bases 1 to 846 code for a protein of 281 amino acids. The transcript is spliced from 3 exons. NCBI's taxonomy places the organism in Eukaryota, Fungi, Basidiomycota, Agaricomycetes, Polyporales, Polyporaceae.
AUGCUAUACCAGUACAACACAUACAACCUCUACGAAUUCGACUACAGCGGCCAUACAUCUUCCUCCUCCGUACUUCCGGGAAUUACGUCCCCGCCCCUUUCCUCUAGUACCCAAAAUAGUGGUCAGUCAUCUUCGCAACCACCAAGCCUCCCUAACGCUUCCUCUCGCCGUCCGCCAACUUCCCCAGCCAUCUCAGGCGGCAUUGCUACUGCGGUAGCAAUAACCACCCUUGCCGCCGUUCUGCUCUGCUUCUGGCUGCGACGACGACGAACUACCCGCGCACGCGCGCUGCUCGCGACGCAGAACGGCCAGAGCAUCCCCGACAUGACAACACACGACCAGACCCCCUCCGUAUCUAUCCUACCCUCGGCCGCGCGGGUUGCCCCCAAGUACCGGGCGGACAACGGCGUACCAGACUCGAACCCCACGCGCACGCAUUCUCUUGCCGCGUCCGGCAGCUCGCGCGGCGCACUCUACGGCAGCGGGACGAGUCUCGAUCCUUCGCCCUCGUCGCGCCCGCCCUCCUUUCAGGUUCAUGCCAGUGGCAGGGACUGCGAGCGUCUCGGACCUGAGGCGCGUCCGCGCCCCCUCCCGCCAGUCCCCGCACCCCCUUCGACUGAGCACCCACCGGACCGCUCAGAGCCUGAGGGAGUGGAGGCGGCCUUUGCGAUGGCUCCAUCCGAGCUGGUGACGGAGGACGUGCAUGGCGAGCGCCUCCUCCAUUUUGCGCUCCCAUGGCGCCUUGGGCAACGUAUGUUGGCGAUGAUGGCGGGUGAAGACGUGCACUCGCAGGUGGAUAGCGACGGCUCGGAGCCGCUGCCUGCGUACGAGCCGCGCAGAUACUAG